UGGUGGAGGUGGAAUAUUGAGUUGGGGGCUAUGGGUGAGUGGUGGAGGUGGAAUAUUGAGUUGGGGGCUAUGUGUGAGUGGUGGAGGCCGGUUCUCUGGAGAGAAUUCUUCCAAGAGAGAGCUAGAUCGGGCCGUUAGAGAUCGCGGGGAGAGAGAGUCGGGGGAUACGGGGGCGAAGGCAGGAACGGGGAACUGAUUGGGGAUGAUCAGCCGUGAUCACAUUGAAUGGCGAAUGGUGCUGGCUGGAAGGGGCCGAAUGGCCUCUACUCCUGCACCUGUUGUCUGUUGUCCCACCUUACAACCAUCCUGUCCUCUAUUUCAGGGAUCUGUGGACUUAAAUCCCAAGAUUAAUAUCUAUAUCUCUGCUGUGAAGAAUAUUUUUCAAGUUGAUUCUGUCUGGAAUGGAGUGCGGAGGAGAGGAGGGAGUGGUGGAGGUUGGCUCAGUGGAGAAGAGGGGGGAGGAGGAAGAGGGGGUGACUCCCCCAGCGCUGGACCCUGAACAUUUGCCGCCAGCGAGGGGUGACCCCGUGAGAUUUUGCCGGCGUUCCCCCGUGGUGCCGGGCCCGGCUCCGCCCACGGCUGCUCACCGCUGCCCGCAGUGCCAAUUAUCGUUCCCCACCCCGGCCCGCCUGCUGGUGCACCGGGCCACCCACUCGGGGGACCGCCCCUUCCUGUGCGACGUUUGCCAGGAGCCGUUUGCCGAACCCUCGCGCCUGGCGGCCCACCGGCGCGAACACGCGGGGGACCGGCCCUACCAGUGCCCCGUCUGCCCGCGGCGUUUCGCCUACGACUCCUCGCUGGCCAUGCACCGCCGGGCGCACGACGGCGGGACUCCCUACCGCUGCGGCACGUGCGAGGAAUCGUUCGCCACUUCGUCGAAGCUGCUGCACCACCGGCGGCAAUCGCACCGGGCCGCAAACGCCGCAAACGCCGCCGCCGUGUCCGAAACGGCCCCCGCCACCUCCGCCCCCGCCCGCGCGCCGCCCGUUCCGCUGCCCCGUCUGCGGACGCCAGUUCGCGCAGUCCUCGGACGCCGUCAAACACGGGAGGACCCACACGGGCGAGCGGCCAUUUUCCUGCCCGCUGUGCCCGCUCUCGUUCACCCAGCUGUCCACGCUCCUCAACCACCAGCGCAUACACCUCGGCCACAAGCCCCACCGCUGCCACGUCUGCCAGCGCUCCUUCACCCAGCUCUCCACGCUGCUCAACCACCGGCGCACACACACCGGAGAGAGACCCUAUCGCUGCUCCGAGUGCCCCAAAGCCUUCGCCCAAUCAUCGAGCCUCCUCAACCACAAACGCACGCACACACUCGACACACACUCGCACUGGACGGGGGGGGAAGGGGAGAGAGAGGGAGAGGGGGAGACGGAGGGAGAGGCACCUUACUGUACAUAAAUAUACACAAAAAUGAAUGGAGAUGUUGAUUGGUCAAGUAUUCACAUACAAGGAAUUUGCUUCCCUGCUCCGACCCGCAAGUGACAACAUGACACAUACAGUGACAGUUAGGACGGACGCAUAAAACAUUAAACAUUAACACACAUGUACACACGUACACACACACACAUGCACUCACACACACGUAC
Molecule: messenger RNA, 1586 nt
Organism: Leucoraja erinaceus (little skate)
Lineage: Eukaryota; Metazoa; Chordata; Chondrichthyes; Rajiformes; Rajidae
Product: zinc finger protein 628-like
Exons: 3
Coding region: 402-1427 (341 amino acids)
Cellular component (GO): nucleus
Source: RefSeq, a predicted model, not a curated record